Solanum stenotomum is the source of this 2346-nucleotide messenger RNA. RefSeq lists its product as uncharacterized. The transcript has a single exon. The coding region runs from base 13 to 2346 and encodes 777 amino acids. The record is from RefSeq and is a predicted model, not a curated record. Lineage: Eukaryota; Viridiplantae; Streptophyta; Magnoliopsida; Solanales; Solanaceae. Gene Ontology annotation, biological process: meristem maintenance; meristem development.
CCAUUUUCAAGAAUGAAAGAUUCAAUCUUUGAUGAAAUUGAUGAAAGAGAAGAGUUAAUGGUUUCACCAUUUGGUGGAAUCCCACAAAUGAGGAAAGCCCAUUUCUUGGAACCAACUGUUUCAUCCAUUGAAGGUCCAAGCUUGAAGCUUCCUUCACUCCCUUUUUCAUCUGAAGCUGAAUGGCCAUUAAAAGUUUCUUUUAAUGGCUGUAGGAAUCACCAGCACAAAUGGAAGAAAUGGGUUGAAGCUAUGGAGUCUGUUCAUCAUUCUGUGUGGAAAGCUGCAGGUAUUUAUGAAGCUAUAAUGGGUUCGGUUUAUAAAGUUUAUAUAGAUAAAGAUUUGAUUUUGGGGUUGGUUGAAAGAUGGUCCUGUGAGACCAACACAUUUGUGUUUCCAUGGGGGGAAGCUACGGUUAGUCUUGAGGACAUGAUGGUUUUGGGAGGGUUCCCUGUUUUGGGUAGCCCUGUUUUGUCCCCCCUUCAAUCCCCUGAGUUGGUAGAAAUUGAAGAGAAUCUUGAAGAAGCUCGAAGGGAGCUUAUCGGAUUGAAGGCUGAUAACCAUACUAGAUGGUUAAAUUUUUUCAUGUACAGUGGUAGGAAUAUUGAACAUGAAGCUUUUCUGUCUCUAUGGUUAUCAAGGUUUGUGUUUCCAGGUAAUGAGUAUGAUAAAAUAGGUACACAUGUUUUCCCUAUAGCUGUGAAUCUUGCUAGAGGUAUGCGAUUAGCGCUUGCUCCUGUUGUGCUUGCUAGUAUAUAUAGGGACUUGGGCAUGUUGAAACAGACUAUGAUAAUGGUUUCAUCAAAUGAGCCAAGUAGUGAUGGAGAUGAUGGAGAUACAUUUAACAUUCUAGAAUUUAGUCUUUGGGCGCCAUUGUUCUUUGUUCAAGUUUGGGCUUGGGAGAGAUUGAUAACUUUGCAGCCAGAGCAGCCUCAGAAUUGCAAUAUGGUUAAUGGGGUGAGAAUAGGACGGUGGCACAAUGCAAAACAAGUAGAUGUGAUUAAUGUGAGGACUACUAUUGACUUGUCUGGAGAUACGUUUCAGUGGAGGCCAUACACCUUGGCUGUGGAAGGUUGGUUAAUUCCCAAGUUUUACAAGGAAAAAGAAGAGUGGAUUGAAGGGAAAAAUUUGGAUCAAGAAAUGGAGUCUUUCAUUCGAUGCUUAAGGGUGUGUGAGCUUAUUGGGUUAGAUUGUCAAGAGCCUUAUCGACCAAAUCGUGUAUCAAUGCAGUUUGGAUAUGAUCAAGACUUUCCUAAAUGGAUUCCUCGCUCGCCUGCAAGUCCAGAGCUUGCCUGGUACAACUACAGCAGACCUAUUGAUUCUGAUUUGAGGUUAUACUAUCCGUCUAGGCUGUUUGAACCGGAUAUAACUACACGGUAUUUGAAAUGGUGGAGAAAAGAAAUAUUAUUUCUAGCUGAUGCAUUGAAAGGAUUGUCUCAGGGACGAAGGAGUAAAAGAAAAUCAAAACGGCUUUCUAACCUUUAUGCUUCUCCUGUUUUAGCUCCCAAGUUAAGGAAGGUAAAAGUAGAAAUUGAUUGGGAUGUUUCUGAUGUUCUUCCUGGUCUUCCUACUGAAUCUCAACAGAAACAAGUGGAGAACUACCCUGAAGUCCCUCCUGGUUUUUCUCCCCAGUAUCGUUGGAAAAAUGACAAGAAUUUGUCUAUUGGAGUUUCACAAACAAUGGCUUGUGACAUUGUGCCUCCUGGUUUUCUGGUCAAGCUUAUUGCAAAAGAAAAAGUUUGCACAUCCACUGACCAUGCAGAUGACAAAAAUGAGAUUGGCAAUGUGGUUCUUAGCAAGGGUGGUGGGGAAAAUGACAAGAAGAAUUUGUCUAUAGGGGUUUCACAAACAAUGGCUUGUGACAUUGUGACUCCUCGUUCAACGGAGAAGCAUAUUGCAGCAGAAACAGUUUAUUCAUCCACCGAUUAUGCACAUGGCAGCAAUGGAAGUAGCACUGUCGUUCCUCCCAAGUGUGUGGUGGAAUAUGACAAGGAGAAUUUCUCUAUGGAGGUUUGUCAAACAGUGACUGGCGACAUUGUGCCUCCUGGUUUAACGGAGAAUCAUAAUGCAGGACAAAGUGUUUACACAUCCACUGAUGCACAUGACAGCAAUGGGAAUAGCAGUGUUGUUCCUCCCAACUGCGUUGUGGAAUAUGAAGAGGAGAAUUUAUCUAUGGAGGCUUCUCAAACAGUAGCCUGCGACGUUGUGCCUCCUGGUUCAACAGAGAAUCAUGCUGACUGGGAAUAUGACAGAGAUGAGAGUAACAGGAAUAAAGCCCGCGAUCUUCUUGACAUUUGUGGUAAUCUCAUAGCUGAUAUAGAUCUUCAGCUUGACGAGCUCAAGAGUUGA